Messenger RNA from Ceratosolen solmsi marchali, 2616 nucleotides. RefSeq lists its product as uncharacterized. Lineage: Eukaryota; Metazoa; Arthropoda; Insecta; Hymenoptera; Agaonidae. The transcript is spliced from 8 exons. Gene Ontology annotation, biological process: double-strand break repair via homologous recombination; resolution of meiotic recombination intermediates. The record is from RefSeq and is a predicted model, not a curated record. Bases 98 to 2605 code for a protein of 835 amino acids. Gene Ontology annotation, cellular component: RecQ family helicase-topoisomerase III complex; nuclear body. Gene Ontology annotation, molecular function: nucleotide binding.
AAAACAUCAUGUAAUCAAAAAACUUUACUUGAGUCUUUUAAAUAUAAUGAAUCUUCCAAAUAUAUAAUUAUUUAAUAAUAAAUUGCAAUAUUGUAAAAUGAGUAACAGUAUGAAUGAAUAUCUGUUCGGGCGAGUGAAAAACUCGUUAAAUAAGCAAUAUUAUAUUAUGAAUAAUUCUUGGCUAGCCGAUUGUAUCGAGUAUUAUUUAAAUGAUCACGAAAAUCCGACACAAGAUGAAAUUAUAGCAUUUGUUAUGAAUCAGUGGGUGCUUUGCGAUUUAAGAGAAGUAAAUAAUGAAAAUGGAUGUUUACCAAAAAAUCUUACAAAACAAAAAUGUAUCACACUACCUGGCAGAUAUAUUCUACAGAUGGAAAAAAUGUACGAUAUAUCAACAUCUAAGUAUAAACAACUUGAAAAAAUAAAAAAUAUAUCAUCUGAUAAUAUUGAAACUACUGAAAAAGAAAAUGGAUUGCAAGAGGAUAAAUUUCAGAACUGGGAACCAAAAAGUAAAAGAAUGUUGCAAUUAUUUUUAACCGAUGGUGUUCAGGAUAUUUUAGCUAUUGAAUACAAAUCUAUAAAAUCUUUAAAAGAUAACUUGUAUCCUGGAUUCAAGUUGAUGAUUAAAGGACCUGUUACUUGUAGAAGAGGAGUAAUAUUAUUAGAAGAAGCUAAUAUAUCGGAAGUAGGUGGAGAAGUUGAUAGCCUAUUAAUUAGUAAUGCUGUAGAAAAUGUCUUCGCUAGAGCUUUAAAUAUGGCAGAAAAUUCAGAUCCAUAUAAUGAUAACAAAAAUCUUUAUAACAAAGAAACUAAAGAUAAUUACAAUAUUCAUAAAACAAUUGAGUUAGAAGAUGAUUUUGAUUUGGAUUUGGAAGUAUUAGAUCAAAUAGAAAAACAAAUUCAACAACAGGAUUCCAGUAUUAAAAAUAUUUUAAAUACUUCUAUUAAAAAAAAUGAACAGAAGUCAAUAUCUACAUUUCCUAAUAAUAUAAAUAAUUUUCAAGGACAAACUGUUGAUAAUACUAUUAAAACUCACAAAUUAACAUCUGUGUCAAAAAAUCAACGAUAUAAUUCCAAUAGUAAUUUAAAUCUCCAUUCAAAUAAAUUAGAAAUGCAAAGUGAUAAAUUCGAUUUUCAAAAUAAAAUAAUAAAUAUUGAAGAUAAUAAUUCAUUGUUAGAAACGGAUGAUGAUCAAAUAUUUGAACAUUUUUCUGCAUCAAAUCGUAUUUCUGUAGCGUCAAGCUCAUCUAAAAAGCUAUCAUCUUCGUUGCAAUUGACUCCAAAUCAAAAUGAAGAUGACUUUCCAAUGGAUAAUGAAAUAUAUGAUGUAAAUGAAGAAAGUAGUUCAUUUUUUAAAAUGUCUAAAUCAGAAAAUGAAUUUCCGAGUAUAAGCGGAACUUUAUUUAGAAAAAGCUCAAAUAGUCAACAUAUAGGAAAUAAUAAAAUUUUGACUUGUAAAAGUAGCAAGUUGGAACAAAAAGAUACUUCAUCAAAAAGUACAUUCAAUGAGAAUUCCAACAAUGAUGUAAAUAAAGCAAAUUUAUCUUGGAAGUUAGGAUUAUCACUGCAAUCUAAAAAUAUUUUAACACCAUCCAUAAGCAAUCUAUCUGAUUUUCAAGAUAAUGACUUUGAAAUGGAUGAUUUCGAUGGGAAUAAUGACAAAGAUAAUUUUUUAAAUAAAAAUGAUAAACUUGAAACCAAUAGUCAUAAAUCUAGUCAAGCAUCAUUAAGCAGUUUAUCAAAAUUAAAUACGAAUGCAAUUAUGGAAAAUUCACGUAUUUUAUAUUGUACUAGAGAAAAUUCAAAUGAUCAAUCUAGUGAAAAUAAAUGUGAAGAAUAUAAUUCAUUACAAUUGAUGGAAAAUGAUUUUGUAAGUGAUUUUGGUAAUGAAUUUGAAAAGGAAAUGGAUGUAGAUAAUAAGUUAUCUACUAAUCAACAAAAAUUAUAUAAUUAUAAAAAGUCUGAAAUUGAAAAAAUCGAAUCUUCAACGGCUACAUCUCUGGAUCAAAUUACCUAUAAAUCAACAGUAGAUUCAACGAGUAUUAAAAGAUUAGCAAGUCUAUCACCUGAUACACAUGUACCACAAAAGAUACGCUGCCUAAAAAAUUCACCAAAAAUCACUGACUAUUUAACUAAACCAACGUUAUUAAAUGAGGGCAUUCCAAAAAUUUGUGAAUUUAUGUGUGAGAUACUAAAACAACCAUUAAUGGAUGAAUCCAUACAAACAGUAGUAAGAGGGAAAGUUAUUAAUAUUGUUAAAUUAAACUUAUUAAAAGGAGACAAUGGAUCUUAUUUUUAUUUAGAAGGUACUAUUACAGAUUAUACUGCAAGUAUAGAUGUUAUUUUUUCGUCUAAGGUAUUAGAGAAUAUUAUUGGAUAUACAACUAAUGAGUUUAGUCAAAAAAGAAAACAGAGUAAAACGGAUUCUACUAUUAAGGAUCAGUUGAGAGAGGAUUUAAAAAAAGCUCAACAAACUUUAAAAGUUAUGGACGUAUUUAUGGAAAUAGAAUUAAAAAAAAAUGUAAAAACUAUCGUUUUAAAUACUGCAGAAAUGACUAAAGAACAAAAGAAAUUUAUGGAUAAUCGGGUACAAUUAUUGAAAAAAUGAAAUUUUGUAUU